Messenger RNA from Rhagoletis zephyria (snowberry fruit fly), 1921 nucleotides. RefSeq names its product cytochrome P450 4g1-like. The record is from RefSeq and is a predicted model, not a curated record. Lineage: Eukaryota; Metazoa; Arthropoda; Insecta; Diptera; Tephritidae. Gene Ontology annotation, molecular function: iron ion binding; heme binding; oxidoreductase activity, acting on paired donors, with incorporation or reduction of molecular oxygen.
GUGCUAGAAGUGCAGUAGCCAUGGACACGGCGGAUUUACUAAAUACAACAACAACACCACCACAACAUGUUGAUUUGGCCAAGCAGAGUCUCCUAUCGAGUCCUUUAUACAUCAGUUUAAUAGGCGCGGUAUUGGCUAUAACAUUAUACGAUAUCUGGUAUCGUAAUACAGAUGCAUUCAAGAAGCUAAGGACUAUACCCGGCCCGCCAAUCUUGCCCGUAAUUGGGAAUGCUCAUUUGCUUGUAGGUGUAACCCCUACUGAGUUGGUGCAAAAAGCUUUAGUCUACAUGAAACAGUAUGGGGAAACAAUUAGUGGCUGCUUCUUUAACAUCAGGCUUGUCUUCUUAACAAAUCCAGCUGAUGUUGAAAUUAUUCUGAAUAGCUCCGUACACUUGGAGAAAUCGGUGGAGUAUAAAUUCUUCCAGCCUUGGUUUGGUGACGGUCUACUCAUUAGCAAAGGCGAUCAUUGGCGUCAUCAUCGCAAAAUGAUUGCACCCACUUUUCAUCAGAGCAUUCUAAAGAGUUUCGUACCGACUUUCGUAAAACACUCACAAAAUGUUGCUAAUCGGCUGGAAGCGCGAUUUCUGGGUCAAGAGUUCGAUGUACAUUCGCACAUGAGUCAGACGACGGUUGAAAUUUUACUUAGCACAGCGAUGGGCAUGAAAAAAUUACCCGAAGGCAAGGAGUGUGUGCGCUAUGCAGAUGCGGUGGUUGAAAUGUGCGACAUCAUACAAAAGCGUCAGACCAAGCCACAUUAUCAUUUCGAUCCCAUUUAUCGGUGGACGAAAUUGCGGCAGAAGUGUGAUAAUAUGAUGAAUAUAAUCUUGAAUCUAACGAGGAAUGUCGUCGCACAGCGGCGUGCAAAUUUCAAUUUGGAAACAGAUAGCGUAUUGGAUCAACAGGAUGCGUUGAAUGAGAAGGCUGGCAAGAAAGCGGAAGGACUGCGCGACGAUUUGGAUAUAAUCGACGAAGAGCGGGCUGUGGGUGCUAAGCGUCGUUUGGCUUUGCUGGAUGCUAUGGUGGAGAUGACAAAAAAUCCAAAUAUUGAAUGGACGGAGAAGGAUGUGAUGGAUGAAGUGAACACGAUUAUGUUUGAGGGCCACGACACCACUUCGGCGGGUUCCAGCUUCGUACUUUGUCUACUUGGCAUUCACAAGGAUGUGCAAGCACGAGUUUUCGAGGAGCAAGAAGAAAUAUUCGCCGAUGAUUUGCAACGCGAUUGUACCUUUGCCGAUACACUGGAAAUGCAAUACCUGGAGCGCGUAAUCAAAGAGACGCUACGACUCUAUCCACCAGUACCGGUUAUAGGACGUAAAGUGAAUGAGGAUGUGCCACUCGCCUCUGGUCCCUAUGUUAUACCGAAAGGCACGACAGUCAUAUUGGGACAAUAUGCCGUACAUCGGCGACCAGAUUGCUAUGAGAAUCCAGAAAAAUUUGAUCCCGACAACUUUUUGCCAGAGAAAAUGGCGAAGCGUCACUACUACAGCUAUAUACCUUUCAGUGCGGGUCCACGUAGCUGUGUCGGACGUAAAUAUGCUAUGUUGAUGCUAAAAGUGCUAUUGUCGACAUUGGUGCGUAAAUUUCAUAUUCACUCCAAUGUGGAUGAGUCACAAUUUAAUUUGCAAGGCGAUAUCAUCUUGAAGUUGGCGAAUGGAUUUAAAAUAGUGUUGACGCCGCGGGAGGCAUAAAAGUGAGGAAAUAAACUUACACUUAAGGUGUGAUUAUGGCAACUUAACGUAGCUUACAGGCUGUCACUUAAAAGCGCUCUUAAAUGAAUGUUGGACCGGCGAAACUUAACGUAACCUAAUGCUAAGCAGAAGUCUUUCAUUUUGAUUUGUUAAGUUCUAAGUUAAGUUAGGUUGAGUUAAGUUGCCAUAAUCAAAACUUUACACUCUUACUUAUAUAUACAUAUAUACAUACA